Messenger RNA from Beauveria bassiana ARSEF 2860, 1884 nucleotides. RefSeq names its product histone-lysine N-methyltransferase set9. Bases 1 to 1884 code for a protein of 627 amino acids. Gene Ontology annotation, cellular component: nucleus. Gene Ontology annotation, molecular function: histone H4K20 methyltransferase activity; protein binding. The record is from RefSeq and is a predicted model, not a curated record. The transcript is spliced from 2 exons. Lineage: Eukaryota; Fungi; Ascomycota; Sordariomycetes; Hypocreales; Cordycipitaceae.
AUGCCUCCUUUAAAGGUCACCGCCAAACGCCACGUGCUGACCCUGGCGCAACUAUCUGCGUACGAUGAUAUCCUAACAGACGCCCUCGUCGACCAUGUGUUCUACUGGACCACGAUUCCCAAGAAUCGGCCCUCGUACCACCCUUCGCGCGGCGUCGUAGAAGACGCAAUUGCCAGGAUUCUACAAGAAGAGGUUGUCUUGAACAAGAACCCCGCCGCCGCAGAGGCAAAGCUCUUGGCCACCGACGGACUGCGCAGAUUCUCCGCCGGCCUCAAAACGGACAAGGAGAGGGAGGACUUUCGCCGCCAUCUACGACGCUACAUCAACAUUUACCUCCCCGACUGCCCAUGGGAGGUGAAUUCCACAAAUCGAUACACUAUUGUCACCCACGAAGCCAGCAUUACCGCACGAAGACCCAUUCGCCGCAACGAGAGCAUCAAGUAUCUCUCUGGCAUGAAGGUUCACAUUACACCCGAGGAAGAAGAGUUGAUCUCCAAUCGCAAAAAAGACUUCAGUAUCGUGGUCAGCUCCCGGAGCAAGUCCACAAGCCUCUUCAUGGGUCCCGCGCGAUUCGCCAACCACGACUGCGAUGCAAACGCCGCCCUCAUUACCACGAGUCAUACUGGCAUUGAAAUUGUUGCUGUACGUAAUAUUGCGGUUGGUGAGGAAAUCACAGUCACCUACGGUGAUAAUUACUUUGGAGAAGAUAACUGCGAAUGCCUCUGCAAAACAUGCGAGGACGGGUUUCGAAACGGCUGGAAGGACGCCGAAGGCAAGCCACAAGUCAAGACGAUGGACGAGGAGGUCAAGACGGAAACAUAUGUGCUUCGCAGACGACGGCGUGAUGAUAGCAUCUGUGUUUCCUCACGCACGCCCUCUGUAACCCCAGUCAUGCGCCCAAAGAUUCGUAAGACUCGGACUACUUCGAGACUGCGGGUCGACGACGCAUUAGCAUCGCCAGCACCUUCACCCGCACCGGAGUUGACACCACGGACGGGUAAACGCACUUUUGAUGCCAUGGCUACGCCUCCCGUCACGCCAUCCAAGAAGCCGAAGCAAAUUGUUGAGCUCGUCGACGCUGCACGCGAUGCCUCGCGCGGUAGCUCGGUUAGCGACAGCAUUAACUCAAGCCAGGACGGUCCUCUCGAAACCGACGUCUCAUCGCCAGAGCCCACGCCUGAAAAUAUUAGCUCAGUAGCCGACAUCCCUUCGCCAGAACCCUCACAAGGAGCUCCAUCUCCGCAAAAGGCGGACCCUGAUGAUACAUGUAUCUCUGUCGUUGUCCUACCCAGUGUGGACGAUGCUCUAGAAAGCAUUACAGUAAGCAUUGAGCCUGUGGACGAUGCAGACAAGGCAGUCGUGGGAGUCACUUCGAAGCGCAAGUACCAACGCAAGGUGUACCGGGAGCAAACGCCACCUGCAAGAACAAGAACGCCUGGUGACUAUGUGCUCACACCACUUUUGCUUUCGGAGCCUGCAAUGGCCUGGGUUCAAUGCGGCAUGUGUAGCACACCAUUUGUGCAGCAAAACGCCUAUUUCACGCGCGCAUCUUGCCCACGUUGCGAGAGACACUCCAAAGUGUAUGGCUACAUGUGGCCAAAGACGGACAAGGAGGGCUCUUGGGACAAGGAAGAGCGCGUGCUAGACCAUCGGACAGUUCACCGAUUCCUGGAUUCGUAUGAGGAGAAGCGAGCCCGCGGGCGCAAAGCCGGACCCCCGCCACAGGAGGUGGAAGAAGAGGUGGAGUCGCGCGGCCGUAGUCUGAAGCGCAAGUCGGUGACCAAGCCGGCGGUAAAGGCCAAGACUGGGUCGAGAGCAGACAGUGGUAUUCGGCGAAGUGGCCGCGCUCGGACAGUGAGCAGGAAGCUAGUUGGCGAAUGCUAA